Molecule: messenger RNA, 381 nt
Organism: Sphenostylis stenocarpa
Lineage: Eukaryota; Viridiplantae; Streptophyta; Magnoliopsida; Fabales; Fabaceae
Source: the annotation of a GenBank genome assembly
AUGAAGGUGGUUAGGAAUCUGUUCAUAGAGUUGUCAGAGAACCUUGACAAGUUCUCAACACUGUUGUUUACUCUUAUUACAGCAACAAACACUAUGUUCAUAGAACAGCAGAAGGAGAUGAUGCUUCUGGUUUUGACCAUUGUUCUGUACUCCUUCUUGGUGAUCAUUGGAACAAUACUUCAGAUGCAUAACAGAAGCCUUCUUCCAAUCAUAAUUUGUGGCAUGUUUCUUGUGGGAGGUGCUGCCUCAUUUCUGGCUUUGAAUAUCAUCUCAUUAAGUGUCGCUAUUGUCACUUUGGUUUUGUGGGUUGGAAUUUUGACAUUGGUUGUGUAUAUGUAUGUUGUCCCUCAAAGAAGUUCAUGUUUGUCGCUACCUCUCUAG